AUGGAAAAGCCACUUCCUGCCAGUCAUAGCUGCCAUAAAGCUGGAUGAUCUAGUACCAAAAUCCAACAAGUUCAAUUCUGUGGCUACCAGCCAAGAGUGAUAUUUCCAAGACAAUAUAUUAGUUGACAACACAGCCAUGUACUAUAUACAAUAAUCCAUACCAUAUCAGAGAAACAAGAGAGAAAAUUAAGGUUGAAAACUGCACCAAUGAAUACCUCACCGAAGGGCUUCUUACUUCUUGCUUGCUCUCUGAUAAUCCCAAUCAUCAGUUCUGGUGCAAUAGAUACAAUAAACACCACUCACAUAAUUAGAGAUGGCGACACGAUGGUUUCAUCUGGUGGGAUGUUUGAGUUGGGAUUUUUCAGCCCUGGAAAUUCCAGGAAUAGGUAUGUAGGCAUAUGGUUCAAGAAAAUAACAGUCAGGACAGUAGUCUGGGUUGCCAACAGAGAAGUUCCACUCCCGAAUGAAUCAGGUGUUUUAAAAGUUAUGGAGCCAGGAAUUCUGGCUCUGCUCAAUGACACCAAUGCAACAAUAUGGUCAUCUAAUACAUCGAGGUCCGUGCAAAAUCCAGUUGCACAGCUGUUAGAUUCCGGGAACCUUGUCGUCAGAAAUGCAGCCGAUAAUAACCCGGAGAAUUUCCUGUGGCAAAGCUUUGAUUAUCCAACUGACACAUUUUUACCAGGUAUGGGAUUUGGAUGGAACUUUGUGACAGGUAUAAACACGUACCUCUCCUCGUGGAAGACCAAUGAAGAUCCAGCUCCAGGAGACUAUGCAUAUUUCAUGGAUACUACUGGAUAUCCACAAAUAUUCAUGACAAAGAAUAAAGUGGAACACAUUAGAAUUGGACCGUGGACUGGUCUUCGCUUCAGUGGGACAACCAACGCGAUAGAAGAUCCCACAUACAAGUUGAUAAUGGUGAUGAAUGAAAAUGAAGUAAACUACAGGGAAGAAACCAUUGAUAGAUCAGUUAUUUCGAGGUUUACGUUGAGCCAAAGUGGUGUAGCCCAGCGCUGGACUUGGGUUGAUCGAACCCAAGAAUGGGUGAUUUACCUGAAUGUACCAGCAGAUAAUUGUGAUAAUUACAAGUUAUGUGGCGCAUAUGGUAGCUGCAAUAUAGCAAAUUCUCCAUCAUGUGAAUGCCUGGACAAGUUUGUGCCAAAAGAUCCAGAAAGUUGGGUCAGAGCAGAUUGGUCAAGUGGAUGCAUCCGAAAGACAAACUUGAGUUGUCAAGGAGAUGUAUUUUUUAAGUAUUCUGGAAUCAAAUUGCCAGAUGCAAGACAUACCCGGCACAACGAAAGCCUGACACUAGAAGAAUGCAGAGCAGAAUGCUUAAGGAAUUGCUCUUGUACGGCCUACACACUGUUGGACUUGAGCAAGUCAAGUGGAUGCCUUCUUUGGUUUGAAGACUUGAUCGACAUAAGAGAACUAUCGCAAGAUGGACAAGAGAUUUACAUCAGAAUGGCUGCUUCUGAGAUAGACUCUGAAGGGAAGAAACCAGAAGUACUUAUUGGGAGUUUGACGUCGGUGAUAGUUAUGGUUCUUCUAGUCCUGUGCCUCUUUCUUUAUAUUUGGAAGAGGAGGAGUGAGUCCAAGAUAAGAAAAGGGAGGUACAGAGGAAGUAAUGAAGAACACUCAGAGCUACCCUCGUUCAGUUAUUCUGCUAUCUUAAAAGCUACUAAUUACUUUUCAGAUGAUAACAAGCUUGGGGAAGGUGGAUUUGGGCCUGUUUACAAGGGGGCCCUGGAAGACGGACAAGAAAUUGCUGUGAAACGCUUAUCAAGCACAUCCACACAAGGAAUUGAUGAAUUCAAGAAUGAAGUAAUCUUUAUUGCCAAACUUCAGCAUCGAAAUCUUGUCAGGCUCCUAGGAUGCUGUAUUCAAGGAGAAGAAAAUAUGUUGAUCUAUGAGUAUAUGCCUCACAAAAGCCUCGACGUGAUCUUAUUCGGUGGGCAUCUUACAUCUGAUCGAAAGAGAAAUGUGUUGCUUGAUUGGCCAAAGCGCUUCCAUAUUAUAAAUGGUAUUGCUCGGGGACUUUUGUACCUUCAUCAAGAUUCCCGGCUAAGAAUUAUCCACCGAGACCUCAAAGCUAGCAACAUAUUGCUAGAUUCUGAUAUGAACCCAAAGAUAUCAGACUUCGGAACAGCUAGAAGUUUUGGAGGCAAUGAGACUUCAGCUAAAACACGUCGAGUUGUUGGAACAUAUGGAUAUAUGUCUCCAGAAUAUGCAGUGGAUGGCCUGUUCUCAGUAAAAUCAGAUGUAUUUAGCUUCGGAGUCCUAGUGCUGGAAAUUGUGAGUGGGAAGAGAAACAGAGGAUUUUCAGACAGUGAUUACCAUCUCAACCUUCUUGGACAUGCAUGGACACUUUAUAAAGAGGAAAGGUCACUGGAACUGGUUGAUGCUUCUCUAGGUAAAUCGUUUUGCUUACCUGAAGUGCUGAGAUCAAUCCAUGUUGGCUUAUUAUGCGUGCAAAAGAAACCAGACGACAGGCCUAGCAUGUCUUCGGUGGUUCUGAUGUUGGGCAAUGAAGGUGUACUUCCUCCUGCCAAUCAGCCCGGAUUCUUCUUGGAAAGAGAAGUUAUUGCACAAAGUUCAACUACCACAACAACUUCAACAAAUGAACUCACCAUUACAAUGCCAGAAGGCAGAUAGCAUGUUUCCUUCCUUUAUUGUCACACUCCUCAUAUCUAUGUUCUAAAUAUGUUCCUCUUCCCCCUCUCCCCAUCUUUUUCAUCCUUUAGCUAGUUGGGUUACUGGAAGCUGGCACACAGUGCAGACCUGUUCAUGCCGAGAUUGGACGCAAACAAGACUCAUCAGGCAUUUUUCCCUGUUAUUAUGUAAAUUCUUUGAAAUAAAACAGGGAACAUGUACACAAAACCGGUUCUUGUGCUUGUGCUACACAAACAUGAAUCAACGGGGGAGAGAAGAAUCGGGCAUCAACCACUUCGGUAGAGCCUCAGUUGUAGUAAUUGAUAUGUCAGAAGGAUUAUUUGUAAGUUGAUUUUAGGUAUAGAGCACCUUU
Molecule: messenger RNA, 3019 nt
Organism: Sesamum indicum (sesame)
Lineage: Eukaryota; Viridiplantae; Streptophyta; Magnoliopsida; Lamiales; Pedaliaceae
Product: G-type lectin S-receptor-like serine/threonine-protein kinase At4g27290
Biological process (GO): protein phosphorylation; recognition of pollen
Molecular function (GO): ATP binding; protein serine/threonine kinase activity
Source: RefSeq, a predicted model, not a curated record